Molecule: messenger RNA, 2052 nt
Organism: Lodderomyces orthopsilosis Co 90-125
Lineage: Eukaryota; Fungi; Ascomycota; Pichiomycetes; Serinales; Debaryomycetaceae
Product: DNA damage-responsive RNA polymerase-degradation factor
Exons: 1
Coding region: 1-2052 (683 amino acids)
Molecular function (GO): ubiquitin binding
Source: RefSeq, a predicted model, not a curated record
AUGUCGACGAAUCGAAAGACUUUCAAGAACCAACUGAAAAGGUUCAACGGUAACAAUAGCACAUCUCCGGAAUUGACCAGUUUGGUCGAAAUGUUCCCUGAUUGGGAAUCUGAUGAAUUAAGUGGCUUGCUUGAAGAAAAUGAUAACGCGCUCGAGAUUGUAAUUGAUUUAAUUGUUAACAAUAAAGUUUCCAGAUGGGAGCCUAGUAAAAAGGACAAGCUCAAGAAAAAGGAACCAAAGGACGAAGUAGCCAAUAAUGUAAAUAACACACACUCUACAAACCAUACUUCAUCGGGUGACAAAAAAUUCUCGGGCAGACCAAAAUCAUCCACAAGACCACCUAAGAAACAACAAUCAGUAUCAAAGAAGCCCGCCAGAUCGAGCGAAAAAUCAACUACGAAUGCCACUCAAGCUACUAAAGCAGAAUCAUCGGCAGAACCAUCGGCAGAACCAUCGGGCUCAUGGGCAGCAGCGCUAGGCACUGAUAAACCAAAAACCCAAAAGCAACAAGAACAAGCACCAAAACCAAGCGAGGAGGAAUCUGAGGUCGGCGCUGAGGUAGCCACCGAAGAAACUAAACCAACUACAGAGGAAGAAGCUCCUCAAGAAAAGUCUCCAGUAGAGAAGACUAAACCAGUGUUAAAGGAAGCAAGCAUUCCUGAGUUAAACCAAGGCUCAUGGGCGUCAGCAAUAACCCCCAAGACCAAGCCUAAACCAAAGCCAACUAAAAUACAAAAACCACCAGUUGAAACUCAAGAAGUCCCAGAGGCAACUAAACAAUCUGAACCAAUCAAAGAAGCCACCGAAGUUGAAAGUCAACCACCAGCACCAGCUGUUACUGAAACCCAACAAUACCAACAAAUUGAAACUUCUCAAGAAACAACUGCUCCUGCUGUUUUCGAAAAAGCACCUGUUCCUCAAGCUCCACAAGUUGUUUUGCCUACCUCACAACAAGUCAACUCCGUUGGUAUUUCCUUUGGCUCUUUAUCGUUAGAAGCUGAUGAAGAAACCCAAGCCCAGCCACAACAGCAAGUACAAGAACAAUCUCAACCAUCUCAGCAACAAGAUGUUCAACAACAACAACAGCAACAACAACAGCAACAGCAACAACAACAACAACAACAAGCCGAACAACCACAACGUUAUGGAUCGUACGACCAACAGUCGCAAACCAGAUUGCAACAAAAUGCUGGAAGUCAACAACAGCAGCAACAACAACAACAACCAGCUCAAUACGGCAAACAAGCUCAACAACCUACACAAAAUCUCCCUACCCAACAAGCUCAAUACGAUUACUACAACCAAUUCCAACAGCAACAAUACCCACAACAAGCUGCUCAGCCAGGCUCUCAAUUUGCUGGAUACCCUGGUUACGACUACAGCGCUUACAGCCAACAAGCUUUUGGUGGCAUUGCAUCUCCAGCAGCUAACCACAAUGUAGCUACUCCUACUGCUGCAAGUGGGUACGCUCAAUAUGCUCAACAAGCUGUUAAUGGUGGCUCUAUUGAUGCUACACAAAGUCCAGUUGCUGCUCAAACUGGUUUGCAACAGCAAUCGACUGCUGGUUUGACUCAACAACAACAACAACAACAAAUUCCAACUCCGUUUGGCUACCCAUACUACAAUUACUACUACAACAACCCAUAUUUCAAUGCUGCAGGUGCCUUAGGCUCAAAUGGUUUGGGAUCCAUCGGUCAACCAGCUCAGGCUACUCAGCAAAAUGCUCAACCUGCCAAUGUUCCUGGUAGUGCACAGGGCUCAGUUUCCAGCAAUGGUUUUGGUCAGCAACAAUACUACAAUCCAAACCAAUAUGCAAACAGAUACCCUGGCUACUCUUAUCCACCACAACCACAGCAAACUGCUCACCAAGGUCAAGCACAACCAAGCACUUCUGAGAGUGAAGGUUCCCAACAAAACCCCCAACAAUCUCAAGGUCAAUCCCAACCACAGCCAAACGCUCAACAACCUGUUAUGCCACAAUACGGCGGCUACCAACAAUAUCCACAAUACGGAUAUCAAGACUCGACUCAAUACCGUGGUGGAUGGUAUUAA